Molecule: messenger RNA, 816 nt
Organism: Brugia malayi
Lineage: Eukaryota; Metazoa; Nematoda; Chromadorea; Rhabditida; Onchocercidae
Product: hypotetical protein, conserved
Exons: 5
Coding region: 1-816 (271 amino acids)
Source: RefSeq, a predicted model, not a curated record
AUGGAAGUUGGUAGUUGUGUGAUUUGUACACAAAAUCUAUGCCUUAGCAAUGUUUCGUCUCUACCGUGUGGACACACAUUCCAUUAUAACUGUAUCCGGCGUUGGCUUGCGCAAUCUCAACAGUGUCCUACCUGUCGUGCAGCGUCAACACCUAUGAAUAUCGUGAAACGUUUAUAUUUUGCUAAUUGUACCGAUAAAGCUGUGAAUGAUAGCAAAACUUCAGUAACUGAUUCUGAUACGAAAUCCAAAAAGAUGGAUAAAUGUGAUGUUGGUCAUCGUAGUGCUGGUAAUGAUGAAAAUUGCAACAAUAACAGUGGUGAUUCUGAAGAUGAAGAAGUGGAUAGUGAUUUCACAGGUAGUGACGAGGACUCAAGUAUGAGUAGUUCGGAAAGUGAAGAUUUGGAUUAUCAUGAUUCAAGUGAUGCUGGUACCGAAAAUGAUUUAAAUAACGUCAGUAAGGUAUCUUUAGACAUGACAAGCCUAUUGGAAGCAUCAGCUAGUGAUACAUCGUCAAUUUCACUUGGAACGUUUUCGGAUGCAGUCAGCGAAACUGAUGCAGUAAACCAUGACAAUAUGGAAACACCUAACUCGUUUAACGAUCAUGAAGAAGUUGGUAAUGAUCAUAAUAAUUAUACCUCAGUCCUGCGAAUUGAACGUAUCAGUGAUGAUGGUGAUGAUGGUGAUGAUGAUGAUACUAGCAAUGAUGAGGAUAGUUUUAAGUCUGAUGACAGCGAUAACCGUGAAUCACAGGAAUACAGCCGUUUGUUGAAUCAUUUCACUUUUGAAUUACAGGUGUUUAAUCGAAAUAUUUUAUGA